This is a messenger RNA of Cryptomeria japonica (Japanese cedar), 3211 nucleotides long. Its product is annotated as alpha-L-fucosidase 2. Gene Ontology annotation, molecular function: alpha-L-fucosidase activity. The record is from RefSeq and is a predicted model, not a curated record. The coding region runs from base 269 to 2908 and encodes 879 amino acids. NCBI's taxonomy places the organism in Eukaryota, Viridiplantae, Streptophyta, Pinopsida, Cupressales, Cupressaceae. The transcript is spliced from 10 exons. Gene Ontology annotation, biological process: carbohydrate metabolic process.
ACAUGAAUCAGGCAAAUAAAUUCCUACGGCUAGACCAACCCCAUAUUAUGACAAACUUAACAGCAUCUGCCAUCUUUUUUAAAAAAUACUUCUGAUAUUUUAAGUAUGUUUCAAAACGUUCCAUUCCCAUAAAAGAUGAUGAUUCUGACAUUUGAACAAAAACACGCAAUGAUAAUAAGAACAACAUUCCUUACUGGAUUAAGAUUUCCCACAGGCAAAACAUAAUGAGAAAAACACUCUGAGAUCCAAGCCAAUAAUUAUUUGGGCAAUGUCGAAACAGUACAGGAAAGAGGUGGGAUUCGAAACCGGGAGCUGUGAGGAAGAUUGGGUGGUGGUUCCUCGCAAUGAAAGAAGCAUUAUGUUUUCUUCAUCUGUAAUGGAGGAGGAGGUGGCUGGGGAGGAUCUGAAAGUGGAGUUUUUCAGACCUGCAGAGUACUGGACAGAUGCAUUGCCUGUGGGGAAUGGGAGGCUGGGUGCCAUGGUGUGGGGAGGAGUACAGCAAGAGUUGUUGCAGCUUAAUGAGGAUACUCUUUGGACUGGAGAGCCAAGUGACUACACAGAUCCAAGGGUUGCAACUAUUCUCCCUCAGGUUAGGAAGCUUGUGACAGAUGGCAAAUUUGCUGAAGCUUCAAUUGCAGCAGAAGCUAUGAUUAGUCAACCCACUGAGGUUUAUCAGCAACUGGGUGAUAUCAAGAUUGAUUUUAGUGCUUCUCAUAAAGGUUUUGAUGCUAAUAGUUAUAAAAGAGAGCUGGAUUUAGACACAGCAACAGUUACAGUGAAGUAUGUUGCCGAGGGCAUAGAGUUUACAAGGGAAGUUUUUUCAUCCCAUCCAUAUCAAAUAAUAGCUACAAAGAUAUCUGCAAACAAACCAGGUGCUGUUUCCUUUACAAUGGCUCUUGAUAGUCUCUUGCAAUAUGAAUCGCAUAUAAAUGGUAAAAAUCAAAUUAUCAUGCAGGGUGAAUGCCCUGGGAAGAGAGUUCCCCCUAAAAAAAAAUUAAAUGCAGACAUACAGGGAAUCAAAUUUUGUGCAAUUCUUGAAUUACACAUUAGCAACGAUGCAGGUGUGAUAUCUAGCAUUGAUGACAAGCAACUGAGAGUUGAAGGUUCAAAUUGGGCUGUUUUUUUUUUAGCAGCUUCAUCUUCGUAUGAUGGCCCUUUCACCAAUCCUGCAGAAUCUAAGAAGGAUCCAUUGUCUGUAUCAUCAGCUACCCUAUAUUCCAUAAAGGAUGUUUCAUUUUCUGAACUUUAUGCAUCUCAUUUGGCAGACUAUCAGCAGCUUUUCCAUCGGGUUUCUCUUCAGCUCUCUAACAGUGCAAAAAGUAGUUCUCAGAAUAGUGGAAAUUUGCCUUCAACAGUAAGAAAUAUGUUUCAAGUUAUGCCUUGUGCAGACAAGCAACAAAAAUUAUUUGCGGAGAAGAUAUCAACAGCUGACAGAAUAAACAAUUUCACGAGGGAUGAGGACCCAAGUUUACUGACACUCCUUUUCCAGUAUGGGCGAUAUUUGAUGAUUUCAUCAUCUCGACCUGGAACAUUGGUCUCAAAUUUGCAGGGAAUAUGGAGCCAAGAUCUUGCACCACGCUGGGAUGCUUCCCCACACCUUAAUAUCAACUUGCAAAUGAAUUAUUGGCCAGCGAUCAGCUGCAAUCUUGCUGAAUGUCAGGAACCACUUUUUGACUUAAUUUCCAACCUUUCUAUCAAUGGUUGCAAGACAUCGCAAGUGAACUAUAAAACAGGUGGAUGGGUCACUCAUCAUGUUACAGAUAUUUGGGCAAAAACUUCUGCUAGUGAAGGUAAUCCAAAGCAUGCAGUAUGGCCUAUGGGUGGAGCAUGGCUGUGCACACAUCUUUGGGAGCAUUAUUCAUAUACUCUUGACAAGAACUUUUUGGAGCAAAAGGCAUACCCAUUGCUGAAGGGCUGUGGUGAAUUUUUGUUGGACUGGUUAGUGGAGUAUCCCAAAGGUGUCCUUGUGACCAAUCCAUCAACUUCUCCAGAACACCUGUUCAUUGCUCCAGAUGGUCAACAGGCUAGUGUAAGCUAUGCAACUGCAAUGGACAUGGCUAUCAUAAAAGAAAUAUUUAUAGCCACAAUAUCUGCGGCUGAGGUUUUAGGAAACACAAGUGAUGAUUUAAUUCAAAAAAUGAAGGUUGCACUACCAAAUCUUUUUCCGCCGAAGGUUUCCCAAGAUGGUUCUUUAAUGGAAUGGGCACAAGAUUUUCAGGAUCCAGAAGUGCAGCAUCGACAUAUGUCACAUCUGUUUGGGCUCUAUCCAGGUCACACAAUAACAAUGGAGUCCACCCCAGAAUUGUGCAAAGCUGCUAUUCGUAGCUUGUUUAAAAGAGGAGAGGAUGGACCAGGAUGGUCAACAGUAUGGAAGAUUGCACUUUGGGCACGUCUUCUUGACAGUGACCAUGCAUAUCGAAUGGUCAAGAAACUCAUUACUUUGGUGGAUCCUAGUAAUGAAGAAAGGUUUGAAGGUGCGCCUUAUGCAAACUUAUUUGAAGGUGGGCUUUAUGCAAACUUAUUUACGGCACACCCACCUUUUCAAAUUGAUGCAAAUUUUGGGUUCGCAUCUGCCAUUGCAGAAAUACUAAUUCAAAGCGAUGAAAGAAACCUUUUCUUGCUACCUGCAUUACCCAGAGAUAAGUGGCCUAGUGGGUGUGUAAGCGGGUUGAAGGCUAGAGGCCAUACAAAUGUUGCAAUCUGCUGGAGAGAAGGGGAAUUGCAUGAAGUUGGUCUAGUUGUGCAUAAUCAUAGUUCACCCAAAAAUUUGCAUUACAAUGGGAUGAGUGUGACAGUUGAAUUGUCUGUGGGCUAUGUCCACACAUUUAAUCGAGAUCUCAAGAUGGUUAGAUCACUCUCACUAUUAGGCACAAAGAAAAUAUCACAAUCUUCAUGUUCCAUCAGCUGAGUGUAAAUUUGUAUGAUUUUAAACUUUUAAAUUUUUAGGAUGACUGUAAUAUCAUGCAUUUGACUUUUUCCUCUUCUAUUUUUGGGUGGUCCAUAGUUUGGCCAAUUCCCUCUACCAACCUAUGGGAUCACCAAGCUCCAACACUCUACCCACUGUUGGCACCAUCAUCAACUUCAACUAUAUGCGUGGAGGCAAAGAUAGGUUUCUGAUGUGUAAUUGUUAAAGAAUUGUGUUCACUUUGAGUAUCUUUUGAAGCAUAAUGUUUUAGCAAUAUAUAUGAGAGUUUUUAUUUAUUUUUUAAAA